AUGGAAGCGGGCUGCAAAGCGCGUGAAAGAGGAAAACAAACUGACACGGGCCAUAACCAAUGGGAAAGAGGAGAAACAGAAGGCGACCGCAGAGUUCGGUCCGCCGCGCUACAGGGGGCGCCCGCGCGCCUCACCACGCCCGCGCGCCGCUUCCUGUCCCUCCUCGCCAGGAUGUUGCUGCCGCUGCUGCGGGGAAGCUGCUUUCCUCCCUCCUCUCCCGGCGGCGGUGGGGGCGGCCUGGGCACUGGCUCCCCGGCAUUGUCGGGCGGCCAGGCCCGCCGGAGGAAGCAACCACCCAGGCCUGCAGACUUCAAGCUGCAGGUCAUCAUCAUCGGCUCCCGCGGCGUGGGCAAGACCAGCCUGAUGGAGCGCUUCACCGACGACACGUUCUGCGAGGCCUGCAAGUCCACCGUGGGUGUUGACUUUAAAAUAAAAAAUGUAGAGCUAAGAGGAAAGAAAAUUAGAUUACAGAUCUGGGACACAGCAGGUCAGGAAAGAUUCAACAGUAUUACCUCAGCUUAUUACAGAAGUGCCAAGGGGAUCAUAUUGGUCUAUGACAUCACUAAGAAAGAGACGUUUGAUGAUUUGCCAAAAUGGAUGAAGAUGAUUGAUAAGUAUGCUUCAGAAGAUGCAGAACUUCUCUUAGUUGGAAACAAGUUGGACUGUGAAACUGACAGAGAAAUCAGCAGACAGCAAGGUGAAAAGUUUGCACAGCAGAUAACUGGGAUGCGGUUUUGUGAAGCGAGUGCCAAGGACAAUUUCAAUGUGGAUGAAAUAUUUCUGAAACUUGUUGAUGACAUUCUGAAAAAGAUGCCUCUGGAUAUUUUAAGGAAUGAGUUGUCCAACAGUAUCCUCUCGUUACAACCAGAGCCUGAGAUUCCACCAGAACUGCCUCCACCAAGACCACAUGUCCGAUGCUGUUGAUUUGCUACAGUGGAAAUGAUUCCUGGAAAGGGGGAAAAUGUUCUAUUCUGCACUACAAUCAUUUUGAAAAUUCCUUUCGCACUUUGUAAUCCAAGUCAGAGCUAUACACUAACUUGUAAAUAUGCAAAUAUACAAUCCUGGUAAGGUUUGGUUACAUAUUUCCCUCCAAAUUACUCUUACUUCAUUCGUUAUCCCAGUGUGUAGUGUACAUACACUGGAAAAUGUAGUACUUCUAAUAUGAAGAAUGGGGCAAAUGAGAGGUAUAAUGUUUCUUGAAGUAAAUAAUUUAAUUGUCCUUUUUAAUUAUAUUAUGAGGACAGAAGAUAUUCUGAUAAGAGGGAUCGUGGUGCUUUGCUUACUGUUUUAAAGAAAAUUUGUAAAACUAAAGACUUUUUGAAAACAGUAAUCUUGAGUGCUUUUUCUUUAUCUACAAGACAUUUUCCCCUAGCUGUAACAUCUUUGACAUAUUGGAGUAUUUCUGCACAGAGCAAAGCUACACUCAUAGCUGUCCUGGAUUAUUUAUUAGUGUUAUGUAUGGUAGGAUAUUCUAGUUAAAAUCCCAAGGCCACACACUCGCCAUCAUGGUUUCCUGACAGUGUACCCUGUACCUUUAAGAACUACAAAGGUUUAAUAAGGAAAAGUGUUUUUGAAACUAUAGAAGAUUUUAAAACAACGCUGCUGUCCUAAACAAAUUCUGUUUAAAGAUAUUUUAAAGAGAGACAUUUUACUAUAUCAAAGAACAUAUACAUGUAUUUGCCUAAACCUUCUGUACCUUUGUAACGAUAAAUACUUUUCUCCUUUUGGUGGAGCUUAUUCCUAUUAAGCCUACACUGUGUUCAAGUUUUUCUUUUUUUUUUUUUUAGGUCUGAUAAUGAAUUUGUGAACUCUUAUCUUUGGUAUAUCUUUUAAACUUCACUGUUUUGUUUAGUCAAAGUAAAUAAGUAAUUAUGUAUUUGAAUAACUUGGCGUGUCUUGAAUGUUGUGGUAUUGAAAAGCAUUGUGGUCUUUCUAUACUAAUGAAGUGCAAAUAAAAUUUUGUAUUUAUGAAUGA
Messenger RNA from Chrysochloris asiatica (Cape golden mole), 1975 nucleotides. Its product is annotated as ras-related protein Rab-12-like. Gene Ontology annotation, molecular function: GTPase activity; GTP binding. Gene Ontology annotation, cellular component: endosome; synaptic vesicle; plasma membrane. Gene Ontology annotation, biological process: regulation of exocytosis; Golgi vesicle fusion to target membrane; Rab protein signal transduction. Bases 1 to 924 code for a protein of 307 amino acids. The record is from RefSeq and is a predicted model, not a curated record. Lineage: Eukaryota; Metazoa; Chordata; Mammalia; Afrosoricida; Chrysochloridae. The transcript is spliced from 7 exons.